AUGGUAACAGAAUCACUGCCUGAGCAAACCUGGCCUCCCGUGGUAAGCUGGACGGAACCUUGUAACGAACCAGAGUGUUUGGCGGAAGCUCCGCUGGAGCCAUCUAUGAAGAUCCCACUAAAAGCGUCAAGUGAACUGUUGAUGGACGACCCGAGAGAACCUUUGAUGGAAACGAGCCCUGAGGUCCCACUGGGACCUCCAGCGGAAGUGUCCACGGAACCCCUGGUAGAAGUCUCGAGGAAACCUUUCGUGGAGGCAGAGCUUGAGCCUCGGAUGGGCGUUCGCUGCCAACCAUUGACGGAAGCCUUGAAACCAUUGCUUUUGACUUUGACGGAUACGUGGCCCGAACCUUCGGUGGCGGUCUCGACCCAACCUUUGGUGGUGACCAGGCCGGAGCUUUUGGUGGAACCUGGGCCAAGACGCGGAGUAGAAGACAGGCCAGAGCCAACAGCCUCGCGGGAACCGUGGGUAAUGCCUGAGAGGGAAGCCCGCCCUGAGCUUGUGACAAAGGCUUCACGAGAACCAUUGAUGGAGGCUUCACGAGAACUGUUGGUGAGGGCCCCGGAAGCUUGCCCUCCACCAUCGGUAGAAGCCUGGGCUGGGCACGACUUAGUCGCUCACGUGUUGAAGGAGUGCUUGGAGGAGGAGAAGACGCGGAAACCGUCGCUUACUGGACGCGAGGAAAGGCGUAUUGUGAGCCUGGCUGGGGACGCUAUCCUGAAAGGGCUAGCGAAAGUAAGAAACGACGUGCCGAUUUCCAACCUGUCGAUUUCUGAUUUCGAGUGCUUUUCAUGGAAAUGGCUGAAAUUAGCAUUGCUAAUGCGGGCAAACGGUCAGCAAGAACCGACUGGUACCUUCACUGACUUGAUUACACAGUUGGAAGAAUUUGUUUCAAGGCCGAUUGGGUUAAGUGAUACCUGGUUUCUGGCUGGUGUCUUGCAGAGAUUCCUUGGGCAUGGAUGUUUGUCUCGAUGGUUACCACGUGGUUUAGCAUCGAACUGUGACUGGGGUUGUCGGAGGCUGAUUUUUCGCGUCUCCUUCCCAAAUGAUGUUCUUCGUUUGCCUGAGACUGAGGAUUGUAUAAAACGUGUUUGCGCUAUCUCAAAGCUAGAUUGGUGGUUACGACAAGCAAAGCGAAAUAUUCGUAUUGAUGAAGAAACAUGGACCAGUUUCGAAAGGCCAGCGGAACUUUCCAGAAUUCAACGUAAUUUGGGCAAGCGGACAUUUGACGCCGCUAUCGAGACAAUGCGGGUUCUAAUCCAGCCUCCGUCUUACUUAUCAAAUCUACAGUACAUUGCUUGCUUACUCAAGUAUAUUGAGAUUAGUCCGCCGAAGAUACGUUGGGCCCGUCGUUCUGAAACCUCCCGUAGUUCUCUGCCCUCUUCGUCGAGUUCCGUUCCGCCAGAAGCCGUUCCACCGGAAUCCGUUCCGCCAGAAGCCGUUCCGCCAGAAACCGUUCCGCCAGAAGCCGUUCCGCCAGAAACCGUUCCGCCAGAAGCCGUUCCUUCAAGUUCCGUCGCAAGUUCAUCACAGUCUUUGGUUGACCCCCGUAGUUGGGUUAAUACCAAUAGUUCAAUUGAUCCUAACAAGUCGGUUGAUCGCGACAGGUCGAUUUCUGCAGAGAUGGCGACCUUUAUGGCCCUUACCCUUAACGAAUGCGCGGAGAGAGAGAGAACCGAGAAUUCAGUGCUGACUGAAGCGGAGAAAGGGAGUGUGGCGAGGUUUGCUGCGUAUACCUUACGACGGGUUAUAUCGUCCGUUGGUGAAAAGUCGGUUUCGGGAAGGGGCCGCAGUGUGAGAGCGAACCCUUUCAACAAUUGUAAGUGGCGAUGGUUGUGUCUGGUGGGGCUCAUGAAUGACUAUUUGGAGCCCAAUCUGUUUCACGAGUUAAUUGCUGACUGUGAAAAGCGUGCGUCGCGACCAAAACAUGUGUCGCCUUUGUGGUACUUGGCCUGUCGGAUGCAGGUCUCUCUCAGCCCACGGGAGAUUGCUGCGGGUUUCAACAGUUGCCUGAAAGCACUUCCGGCAUGGUGGACAUCCAGCAGUUCCAUUUAUCAGGAUCACUUCCCCCACGAUUUUGGUGAGCUACCUAUGUCUGAGAUGUCUGCCCGCUUAAUUGCCUUCAGUUCCAGAGCUGCACAUUGGCUCGCAUCCGGACUUCCCAGAUUCCGUCUGACACCCAAAACAUGGUCGCGCACCCCAAAUCGUGAUGUUGUGGAUGUUUUUCACACGGUGCUUGGGCAGGUGAGAUUCAGCCAAAUGAUCAACUUAAUCAAACCAAAACUCUGUAAACUUGGCCACACCCCCCUAGUAAUCGGCCAAGCAACAGACAAGACCAUCAUGGAAGCCGUCCUCAAGUACGCAAAAGUGGAUCGAAGAUUGAGCCUCGCAUUCUGUAAAGCUUGGCAAUGUGAUGUAACGAGACCUGAUGGGACGACCUCGGACUCGUCCGGGGAUGAACCCCCGACAAAAAGAAAGAGCCUGAGUGGGGUUUAG
Messenger RNA from Gregarina niphandrodes, 2496 nucleotides. RefSeq lists its product as hypothetical. The coding region runs from base 1 to 2496 and encodes 831 amino acids. The transcript has a single exon. The record is from RefSeq and is a predicted model, not a curated record. Lineage: Eukaryota; Apicomplexa; Conoidasida; Eugregarinorida; Gregarinidae.